Molecule: messenger RNA, 618 nt
Organism: Acanthosepion pharaonis
Lineage: Eukaryota; Metazoa; Mollusca; Cephalopoda; Sepiida; Sepiidae
Source: the annotation of a GenBank genome assembly
AUGUUCUUGUCUGAUUCUCUCUCUCUUUUUCUCUCUACUCUUCCUUCUUUCUUCCAUUUUUUCACUGAAACGUCACCGCGUCUCUUGUAUGAACCGUCAUAUCUAGAUGCCCGAGACUUAGCCGGCCAGGGAGCAGCCCGGCCUUCGUCACCGUGGCAAAUCAUUCGAUCACCACUCUUCGAGGCUCCACUCACUUCACUCUCUGCUACUGCUUGCCCUCUGAGACACCAGCUCACUCCUGCAGCUACCAGCAGUAUCUUGCUCACUCUUGCAGCUUCCAGCAGUCUCCAGCUCACUCCUGCACUGCCAGCUCACUCUUGCAGCCUCCAGCUCAUUCCAGCAGUCUCCAGCUCACACCUGCAGCUUCCUGCAGUUUCCAGCUUACCUCUGCAGCUUCCAGCAAUCUCCGGCUCACUCCUGCAGCGCUUCACUGACGUCCAGCGACCAGUUCCAACUUCCGGAUACCGUUCCCGAACAAACAACGGACCAUCUGCGUUUGUCAUCCUUCUUUGCUAUUGCCAACUCCUUGCCUUUGCGCCCCCCUUUUUAGUUGUACGGUCGAUUGGCACUCACCCCUCUCGACCCGCUGCAACAAGUGGUGACCCCGACGUAAUCUGA